This is a messenger RNA of Myxocyprinus asiaticus (Chinese sucker), 4931 nucleotides long. Its product is annotated as runt-related transcription factor 1-like. The transcript is spliced from 8 exons. Gene Ontology annotation, cellular component: nucleus. NCBI's taxonomy places the organism in Eukaryota, Metazoa, Chordata, Actinopteri, Cypriniformes, Catostomidae. Gene Ontology annotation, biological process: neuron differentiation; hemopoiesis; regulation of transcription by RNA polymerase II. The record is from RefSeq and is a predicted model, not a curated record. Bases 378 to 1943 code for a protein of 521 amino acids. Gene Ontology annotation, molecular function: DNA-binding transcription factor activity, RNA polymerase II-specific; RNA polymerase II cis-regulatory region sequence-specific DNA binding; ATP binding.
UUUGCCGGAGCAUGUGACCCCAACGGCCCAAUGGCGCACCCUCUGCUUUUUUUGUCCAGUUGUAGGGAACAGUUAAACUUGUUGUCUGUCUAGGGAGAAGCUUUCUGUGGGCCGCCACAACCACAAACCAAGUCUGCAACCGGUCAUGGCUCUCUAGGCACUAGAGACGAGCAAGAUAAAGAUAGACAGAGGGAACCAAAAGACUCUGAGAGGGGGAGGGAGGGCAGUGAGACGAAGUGUUGAUGUCACCAUGUGAAUCAGCCAAAUUGGCCGAAAAAAAAAAAAACCACAGCGACGCAUUUGUGCUUCUUCUAUUUUACACAAGGGUAAGCAUCAGUCAACCACAGGCUGACCACCGAUCGCAAUCUCUCUGAAACAUGCACAGAACUCCAGGACAGAACCGCCCGAACAACACCACUGGACCAGCACAGGGCGACCAAGUGUUCCAGGGUGUGGGGCAAAGCCGGGAACCCUUCAAAAUUUGCGAGCAGAUCAAGUUAGAGGCGUUGGAUUCGGGUGAGGAGGACGACGCUAUUCUGGAGAAGCAGCAACCGCUUGCGAUGGCCUCCAACAGCAUCUUUGAAAACUUCUCGUCCUACCAGUCUUGUUUACCAAGGGAACCUGCGCCUGGGCGACGCUUUACGCCUCCCUCGACCACCCUGAGCUCGGGGAAGAUGAAUGAGGGGUUGCCCCUGGGGGCUCAGGAGAGCAGCGGCGCCGCCCUGGUGGGCAAACUGCGUAUGGCUGACCGGAGCAUGGUAGAGGUGCUGUCGGACCACCCAGGAGAGCUGGUGCGCACUGACAGCCCCAACUUCCUCUGCUCCGUCCUGCCCACACACUGGCGCUGUAACAAGACCCUGCCCAUCGCCUUCAAGGUAGUUGCCCUCGGGGAUAUCCCUGAUGGCACAGUAGUCACAGUGAUGGCUGGAAAUGAUGAGAAUUACUCUGCAGAGCUUCGUAACGCCACGGCUACCAUCAAGAACCAAGUUGCCCGGUUUAACGACCUGAGAUUUGUCGGCCGCAGUGGAAGAGGAAAGAGCUUCACAUUGACCAUCACCGUCUUCACAAACCCUCCUCAGGUGGCCACAUAUCAAAGAGCCAUUAAGAUAACAGUGGACGGACCCCGAGAGCCACGCCGGCACCGCCAGAAGCCGGAUGAAGCUGUAAAGCCCAGUGCAUUAGCUUUCUCUGAGCAGUUGAGGCGAAGUGCCAUGCGGUGCAGUCCACACCACGGCCCCACCCACAACCCCCGCCCCGCCCUCAACACACCCCCCUUCAGCAGCCCCUCCCACAGCCAGAUUUCUGAUUCUAGACAGAUGCAAACAUCACCGUCCUGGUCUUACGAGCAGUCGUACCCAUACCUGGGUCCCAUCUCCACCCCAACCGUUCACCCAACGACACCCAUAUCACCCAGCCGCAAUGCUCUACACUGUCCUGAUCUGACCGCAUUCACCGACCCACGUGUUGGCCUGGAGCGCUCGUUCCCGUCCCUACCAUCUCUACCUGACGGGCGAUUCUCUGACCCACGUGUGCCCUACCCCACCAGCGCAUUUACCUACACCCCCACCCCCGUCACCAAUGCUAUCGGCAUUGGUAUGUCUGCUAUGACGACCCCUGCUGGCCGCUAUCACACAUACUUACCGCCUGCUUACUCCUCGGGGUCGUCCCCGGGUCAGGGUGGACCUUUUCAGGCGAGCUCUUCACCUUAUCACCUGUACUACAGCAGUGCCGCCGGGUCGUACCAAUUCUCCAUGAUGCCAGGGGGAGGUGGCGGUGAGCGCUCGCCACCACGUAUCUUACCGCCAUGCACCAAUGCCUCCACAGGCUCCGCCCUCCUGCACCCCUCUCUGCCCAAUCAAAGCGAUGUUGUCGUGGAGACCGAAGGAAGCCAUAGUAGUUCGCCAACUAGUAUGUCGGUUGAAGCCGUGUGGAGGCCAUAUUGAAAACUCAGAUGCUUUCACAGGUUGACGGACAGUCAGGUUGACCAAUAGGACAUGAACAGCUUAACAAGGUGGUUUCUGAUUGGAGCAAUGGACUCAAAGGACGGACUCUUGUUUUUCACUGCACAGCAUGAGACUCGUUUGUUUUUCUAAAUAAAAGUUGUGGAUAGUUUGUAUUAUUAUUAACAUUGUUGUUGUUAUUGUUAUUAUUAUUAUUACUGUUGUUGGUCUCGUCAUCAUUGUACAACAUUGUUCACCAGUGUCAGCCAUAUUUUUAGCACUGAUUCCUCUUCAGUCUGCCUCUGUGUCAAAUAAAACAUCAACAUGCAACGUCUGAGGCCAGAAACAUACUCCACGCAAGUACACAAGCGCAAAUGCAGAUGAGUGCACGGUUCAAUUGUACAUAUGUACUUAAUGUACGAUGUAGCGUUACUGUAGCGGUAACAAACCUCAGUACUAAAGAUGGACUGAUAAUCUGUUUGAUUUUUUUUUUUUCUCCAAAAAGCAGAAAUAAAGCAAUAUUUGAAAAUCAAUUGUUCAUGUUGUUUAUCGGACACUUAACCAUAAAAAUUAUCGUUAUCGGUUGAAACAAACAAUAUCGGUUAAUUUCUACUCAGUACUAAAGGGGGCAUUAGAGAUAACUUAUCCAUUAACAAUUAAACAAGAUGUGUUAUAAGUGUUGUGUAAAGAUUAUCUUGAACAGUUUUUGCUAAUGUCUAUACAUAAUGCAUGUUUUUUGCGUUGCUGCCGUGGCAACAAAUGUCAUUAGUAGAUAUGGGCGAUAAUCGGUUUGAUUUUUUUCAAAAAUACAAAAUAAAACUAUUUAAAAAAAUUAUUCUGUGACACUUAAUGGACUAUUAAAAACAUAACAAUUAUCGUUAUCGGUUGUAACAAACAAUAUCGGUUCAUCUCUACUCAGUAUUCAAGGGGCGAUUGGAAUUACCCUACAUAUGUGCCAUUAAAUCAGAUGUUUUAUUAUUUAGGUAAUUAGCUAUAAACAUGACGAGUGACAAGUUCACUAAAUAACUGACUUUCUCUUCUAACUGCCGGUCCACCAUGACAAUAGCUACCCUGAAAGAGAAAGCUGACCGUAAAAGUGGACAGUUUGCGCUAAUGCCCAAACAUAAUGCACGUUUUUGCGUUGCUGUAGUGGUAACAAACGUCAUUACAAGAUAUGGGCAAAUAAUCAGUUUGAUAUAUUUCAAAAAGAAGAAAUAAAGCAAUAAUUUAAAAAAAUAUCAUUUUCUGUGACGCUUAAUGGACUAUUAUAAACAUAAAAAUCAUCAUUAUCGGUUGUAACAAACAAUAUCGGUUCAUCUCUACUCAGUACUCAAGGGGGCGAUAAAGCUAACUUUGUGUUUUGUGUAAUAACAGAUGUGUUAUAACAGUUGUGUUAAGAUUCUCUUGAAAAUGUUCUGUCAUGACAGUAGUUGACCUGAAAGAGAAAACUGACCGAUGAAGUGGACAGUUUGCGCUAAUGCCCAUACAUAAUGCACGUUUUUUGCGUUGCUGCCAUGGCAACAAAUGUCAUUAGUAGAUAUGGGCGAUAAUCGGUUUGAUUUUUUUUAAAAAAUACAAAAUAAAACUAUUUAAAAAAAUUAUUCUGUGACACUUAAUGGACUAUUAAAAACAUAAAAAUUAUCGUUAUCGGUUGUAACAAACAAUAUCGGUUCAUCUCUACUCAGUAUUCAAGGGGCGAUUGGAAUUACCCUACAUAUGUGCCAUUAAAUCAGAUGUUUUAUUAUUUAGGUAAUUAGCUAUAAACAUGACGAGUGACUGACUUUCUCUUCUAACUGCCGGUCCACCAUGACAAUAGCUACCCUGAAAGAGAAAACUGACCGUAGAAGACUGUUUAUGUUAUAGCGCCACUUGUGGCAACGCUGAAAAUGCUAUGCGUACUUGUAUUGCGUAAUGAAUUGCAAUUUGACACAUUUCCGAAUGCAACAACACAUGAAUUGAUGGCGUCAAGUGUUUGCAUUAGAGUAUGUUUCAGGUCUUAAACUUUUGAGUUCUCAAAUUAGAACCAGUGAAUUUGGUGCCAGAAAUCAACACUUGAUUUGCAAAAGUCGAUAGAUGUUCAAAGACCCCGACUCACUUAGUGACAUACUGUAGCCAAGGUAGAGCACUUACUAGAACAAAACAAAGUCUUUGCCAAUGGCGAUAUGCUCUUAAGAGUUUAAACAGACAUUUGACUCUGUGCAUUUCCAGGUUUACGAGACUUUUACCCGGUCACUGCCUUUCACGGUCUUUCACUUUGCAAGAUUUACAGCGCAACAUGGUGUCUGCUAAUUCAGCUUUUCCGAUUGAUGCUCUCAUAUACAGUAAUGGUUUGGCGGUUGGCUGGAUACAAGAUGGAAGAAUCAUGUACAUCCUUUUUUGUGUAAAUAGACUGUAAAUUGCUUCAGUGGCGGUUUGAUGAUGACAUCAUUGAUUGCCUAACACACGGCACUGUCCUCAACUUCUACAAUUGUGAAAUUGGCAAAAAUUGUUGAGAUGCAGGUUAAAAUGUUUUUUGUUUUGUUUUAUUGUCCUGUUUCAUUUCUUUGGAGAAUAUAACACGUUGUUGUGAAGAAACAGCUACUUUCUAUGCUAUGUGUGGUGUCUUUAUUUAUUUUUUGUAAUAAGAGGUGUUUGCUAAGGCACUUAGUUUAAACUUACAUUGACAGAGGGUCUAAAGCUAUAUCUUGAGAUGACUCUACCCUACUUAAUGAAUAGCAGUGCACUAAAAAACAUUCAGAACACCUUUGCAAUCACAUAGCAUAUUAUAUUGUUUUUUAAGUUGACUUUAACAUCUUUAUCUUACCUUUUCCCAAAUGGUUGGCUGAUAAUAAGGGCUAUUUGUCUACUGAGCAUGUGCCAGUGUUGAACACACCCUCCAGUGUCUAUAUAUUAUUCUCGACCCAGGAAGAAUUCGUGCAGACAAGCCCCGACCUGCCCUCUGCCUGCAGAUACUACACAGAUAAAGGGAUCUCUCUCUUUCUCUUUGUCUGU